Messenger RNA from Brassica napus (rape), 4273 nucleotides. Its product is annotated as caffeoylshikimate esterase-like. The transcript has 9 exons. Gene Ontology annotation, molecular function: lipase activity. NCBI's taxonomy places the organism in Eukaryota, Viridiplantae, Streptophyta, Magnoliopsida, Brassicales, Brassicaceae. The record is from RefSeq and is a predicted model, not a curated record. The coding region runs from base 3120 to 4169 and encodes 349 amino acids. Gene Ontology annotation, cellular component: membrane.
CCCUAACGUGCCGGAUCCGUAUUGGCUUGAAAAAAAGUGCGAAAUCAGAUUCUCUCUUUCGCCGUGGUUUGUGCGAAAUCAGUUUCUCUUUCUCCUCCAUUCUCGAUCACUCCUGUCUCCUCUCUCGAAUCUCAUCUCAUCCAUCUGGGUUAGGCAAAAUCUCCCUACUUGGAUUUGAUUAUGGAAUGUUGAAGGAAAGAAGAAGCUUGUCAUGUAAAAGUUUGAUCUUUUUAUGUGAAGGAUCUGACGGUGGUGGGACUACUUGCUGAAAAGACGAAGGAAGUGGACGUUGUGGCACAUUCAUACGCCACAGUUGGUGAAAUAGUUCCUUUGACUGCGUUGCUGAUUGUAGCGGUUGAUAAGAUCAGAGUGGCGACUGUAGCGUUACAGGAUGUUGAUGAUUCUGUGUGGACAAAGCCAAAGACAACGAUCUAUGAGUCUGUUAUUCGAGAAGCGUUGCGUAGUAAUAGCAAGAAAAGAAUGCUUUUGUUGCGGGAGAUUGGGCUCCUUCAGCUCUUUGGUGCUGCAGUUUUUAGUUAAUCUGUGGAUAAGCAAACCUCACAGCUUUUCUCCAUUUUACAGGCAGGAGAUGAAGCUGUUCUUGAACUGCUUAUAAACACGGACAUUGAUGUUAAUGAAACAGAUGCAGAAGGGAACACAGUUCUUCAUUGCUGCCUGAAGGAAUCAUCUGUGCCACAUAAGCAACAAACCAGGUAUGAGUACUCUCCUUACUAUUCUAAUCAUAUACAAUAACGUCGCAUGGUGAUUCUUCCAAACUUGAGAAUGGUAUAUUUGUGUUAUCCAGAAUCAUGAACCUACUUCUUGUACACAGUGCUUGAAUUACCCAUAAGAACAAGUUGGGUUUAUCUGCAGUCCACUUAGCUGCUGCAAAUGGCAAUUUAUCUGCACUUGAGGGACACUUUCCUGACCUUGUUUUGUGUUUCUUAUCCUAAGCUGAAAGAAGAUAAUGAUAUUUUGAACCUACAGAUUCUACUAGCGGCCUACCCUGAGUUGGUUCACUACCGAACAGUAAUCAAAGAGACACCACUAUUCUUCGCAGUGAAGAACAACCAUCUUGACUGCGUUGAAUUGCGUCUUCAGUGUGGAGCAAGUUCAGAAUCUAAGUGUGCGAUCAAUGGUGGCUUAAUCUAAAUGUGCGAUCAAUGGUGGGCUUAGAAAAAGACAGACUAUGUGAUGGGUCCAACAUUUAAAGAAUAUGAUUGUGAAUGUAAUGUCUUAUGUGUUGGACUUGUACAAAAAAAGCUACUUGUCCUUGGUGGAAAUGAGUUUGUGGGAUCACAUGUCUGUAAAAAAAGCUUUAGAUCGUGGCUUAUCUGUCUCUAGCCUUAGCAGAUACUCUGUUUUUUUUUAUUUUGAUCAAAUUCAACUUUUUGUGGCUCACCGUUGAAGCUUAGCUAGUUUAUGUCAUAUGUUGAACCAUUUGUAUGGGUGUUAUAGAUCAGGUAGGUCAUCUGUACAAGAGUCAUGGGCUUCCAGAGUUACAUGGCAUCAAGGUACUUGUUAGAUUACCUCAACAUGUUUUAGGAACUAGAAUGUUUCCUCUGCUAUUUCCAGAGUUACAUGGCAUGAAGGUACUUGUUAGGUCACCUCAAUAUAUCUUCUAAAACACUUCCAUCCUACCAUUUGGUUCUCGUGUAUUAGUUUUUGUUUGUCUUCUCAAAUACUUGUAAAAAUCUAAAACACUUACAUCUUACCAAUUGGUUCAAUUUCUACAACAAAAAAAAAGAAUUAAGAACCUCAUAGAGUUCUCCCAUUGGACCUUCUCAAAACUAAUUACAAUAUUAAGAGUUCUAAACUAUUUAAAGUAUACAAUUAAUAAUUAAAUUAAUUUUAAGAACCCAUUAAGGGCUCUAACCAAUGGAGGUGCUCUAAUGGUGUUCUGAUUCACACUCCUAAUUCUUUUUUUGGGGGGUCAUUUGAUAAUAUAUAUAUGUUAAAAAUGCAAAUAAUAACAUGGCAAAUCCAUCUCUUCACAGACCCACAAAUAGGUGAACAUCUAUCCAAACACCUACCUUCCCAAAAACAUUAAAGCCAAAAUCCAGAACACAAUGGACUGUGAAUUGUUUUAAACACAAACAAAAGUUUUUUUUCUAAAUUAUUUCACUAAAAGUUAAAUGUCUUUUUAAUUCGUAGAGAAAUAUAGGUAAAAAUAGAAAUUAAAAAAAAUAUCAAACUCUAAUGGAGCUUCUCUCUCUUCCUCGUUCUCUCUCGUAUCUUUCACGAGGAAGAUGAUGAGAUGAAGCUUCGAUUCCCGUCGUCGAUUUCCUUUGGUGACUCUGUCUCUGGUAUACUACGGUUUAUUCGACGGAGCUAUCCGGAUUUUGUCUCCGCAUCGCGUUUCUUCUCGAAAGCGGCGGCGGCUUCUCUCCGGGAUUUCUCUCCAGUUGCGUUGAUCUACGUUUUCCGUUCUUCUCUGCCCAAUCGCCUCUCUUUUCUUAGCCUCGAUUUCACGCUUCCUCUCCUCGUCGUUGUCGCGAACCGUUUCAUCUUCGAGCUUCUUCUAAUCAUUAAAGAUAAUCGCCUUUUCAAGCAGGAAGAUCGACGGUGUCGGGUUUGAUUGUAGGCGUUUCUUCUUUGUGGAAUCGUAGAUCUGGUGUGCGACUUGAUCAAUCGUGAAGAUGGUUCCUUCGUGAACUGUUCUUCAUCGGCAUGGUUCUGCUUGACGGCGGAUUUCCGUCGAGUCUCCUCCAAAUCGCCGGUGGAAGGUGGUCCGCUCUCUUCUUGACGCGUGUCUCUGAACGCCGAGCGUUCGUCCACGUGGUGGGAUGCGUGGAUGCCUUCCUCAACGAGUUUUCUUUCCUUUGGGCUUAUGGUCCAAGGUGUUCGUAAUGUUUGGUCCUUUCGUUGGGUCUUUGUAUAUGUUUGUUUGUUUUGGGCUUGGUUUAGUUGGGCAAUGAUCCGUUAAUAAAAUCCUAGAUGACAAGAAAAAAGAAAUAAAAAAAGUAUCAUCAAUAUCUGUAAAUUAUAUAUAACCGCCUCCACUCCAGGUUUCUUCUCUCUCUGAAACGCAGUUUAGCUCGUUUUCUCUCUUCUCCUACCGGGCAGCGAUAAAACGAAAAUAAUAUUUCACAGGAUAUUGUAUACACUAACGAAAGAGCAUGAUGAAGUUCAAGUUUGAUUACCAAGAGGAAUGCAUAAGAAACUCGAGAGACGUUCAGUUAUUCGCUUGCAGAUGGGUUCCAUCCCCUUCUCCUCCCAAAGCUCUCAUCUUCCUCUGCCAUGGCUACGGGAUGGAGUGCAGUGGCUUCAUGAGAGAAUGCGGGAUAAGGCUGGCUUCAGCAGGAUAUGCAGUAUUUGGAAUGGACUACGAAGGUCAUGGUCGGUCCAAAGGAGCUCGUUGUUACAUCAAGAAAUUUAGUAACAUUGUAAACGACUGCUAUGACUACUACACCUCAAUCUCUGCGCAGGAAGAAUACAAAGAAAAAGGCAGAUUCUUGUAUGGAGAAUCCAUGGGAGGUGCGGUUGCGUUGUUGCUACACAAGAAAGAUCCUUCUUUCUGGAAUGGUGCCCUUCUCGUCGCUCCAAUGUGUAAGAUAUCAGAGAAGGCGAAACCACAUCCAAUAGUGAUUAAUCUACUAACAAGAGUUGAAGAGAUUAUACCAAAAUGGAAGAUCGUGCCCACCAAAGAUGUUAUCGAUGCUGCCUUCAAAGAUCCGGUCAAGCGCGAAGAGAUAAGGAAUAACAAGCUGAUAUAUCAAGACAAACCAAGGCUCAAAACAGCACUUGAGAUGCUUAGAACGAGCAUGAACCUUGAAGACAGUCUCCACGAGAUCACGUUACCCUUCAUUGUUCUUCACGGUGAAGCAGACAUAUUGACCGAUCCAGAGAUUAGCAAAGCUUUGUUCGAGAAAUCAAGCUCACGUGACAAAACCAUUAAGCUUUAUCCAGGGAUGUGGCACGGGUUGACUUCUGGUGAGACUGACGCUAACGUUGACCUCGUUUUUGCUGACAUCAUUAACUGGCUUGAUGUUCGUACCGCCGACUCUGCUUCGCUCACUGUCACUCCGGUCCGAGAUGUCACCGUAAAUGUUCAAAAGGUCGUGGAAGGCGCUUCUAAUGAUCAAGGGAAACCUAAACGGCAGUAUGCUAGUCUCCUUUGUGGGUUAAACGGUGGUGGACGCCGUUUGGUCCAUCGAUCUUCUAUGUAAUAACCUAAUCACUACAGCUAAUAAUCUGUUUCCUUUGUGUUCAUUUUGUAUUAAGGUGAUGAUUGUUUGGAUAAUUUUUAGAUUUUAGUUUCUGUUUUUUGGUU